Molecule: messenger RNA, 259 nt
Organism: Eruca vesicaria subsp. sativa (arugula)
Lineage: Eukaryota; Viridiplantae; Streptophyta; Magnoliopsida; Brassicales; Brassicaceae
Source: the annotation of a GenBank genome assembly
CAUGGCAGUCACGUUUCAAUAAGGGCUUAGCUACGUCAAAGCCUUUUUUGUCGGCAAGGUACGUGGUUCAGACCACUGAAACAUGCGGUUCAGAGACUCAUGGGUCUUGAAUCAUGAUCAUGUGACGUGUUUGACAAAGAGGUUGACGGCCAAGAACGAGCAAGAAGCAACGGAAGCUCAUUUAACAGAGACAAAAAUGCAAGUUGCAGCAACUGAUGAAGCAGAGAACGCCAAGAAUAGGCUUCAUCAGUCUUCUUAA